CGAUCUGACGAGGCUUCCUCGCGACGCCGCCCUCGCCGCCGGCCGCCUCCACCUCACCGGAGGAGCGAAUCGCGGACGCCGACGCCUCCAUGGCUUCUACUUCCUCCUCCUCCUCCUCCAAGUACGCGAAACACCGGCGGAUCGGGGAGGACGAGGAGGAGGAGGCGGAGGAGGAGGCCGAAGAGGAGCUAGAGCGGUUUGAUGAUUUCACUAUUGCUUCAUCAUGGGAGAGGUUUAUAUCUGAGAUAGAAGCUAUUUGCCGUCAAUGGCUUGCUGAUGGCCCAAAGAUCUUGAUGCAAAAAGGUGCAGAGAGUGUGCCUUCCUUCGAAAACUUGUAUGUGGUCAAACGUGAACUGAAGCAUGGGAAAAGAGUCUAUUGUAUGGAAUACCAUUUCACGAAAUCUGCAAAAGGGAAACAUUCGUACUGGGAUGAUGAUACACAUAGUAUGCAGCUAUCUUUUGGAGUAAAUGAGUUUCUGAUAAUUGCUCCCUUGAGUGCCAGCGGCGUGGUGCUCGAUGAUCCUGAAUCAACUAAGCUUUUGAGUUCAGUAGCAAUUGCUCUGUCUAAUUGUGGAGGCAAUUGGCCAGCCUUUGUGCCAGUGCAUGACCCUUCACGUAAAGCAUAUAUAGGAAUCCAAAAUUUGGGAACUGUAUUUACUCGAAGAUUUGAAGCUGAUCGCAUUGGUAGCCAGGUUCCGAUACGACUGAUGCAUUUGGAGGGGUUACAUGAGCUAUUUCUAUCCAAAUUUGUUUUAUCCUCUACAGAUUUUCCUGCAAGGGUAAAGGUAAACUUCUCCAUGAAGCUUUCCUACAGGACUCCUGAAUAUGAUUAUGAUAAUGAGGAAACUUUAGUGUCCGAAGCUAAUGAGCCAAUAGCGGAAAAUGAAGUUGUAAACCAUCCAAAAAAACAAUGGGAUGACGACUGCUCUUGGGCAGAGUGGUAUUCUGCUGAGGAUCCAGUCAAAGGUUUUGAGUUGACUGCCAUUUGGGGAGAGAGAGUGUUUGAGGAGACCCUUGAGAUGGCUGAGGUUGAAAAUGCCUCGUCAUUUGAUGCUGAUAGCUGGCUUCUUCACCCAAUUGUAUCACCAUACAUGAUUGAUGAUUCUAUUGGAAAGUUUGUGGGAUUUGCAUCCCAGCUACAACUCUUGGUAAAAGCAUUUGAAUCAUCAGCAGAGGCACAGUUUUUGGAGGAUUUUGUUGCAGCAGAUACUUCAGGCCAGGAAAAUUCAAAAUCUACCAUUACUGUACCUCCACCAUCUGUUGUUGAUCGUGUUAUGAAAGAUCUUUUCAAUGAUGAGGUUGGGAACUCAAAUUAUGUGGAUGCAGAAAAUAAGUAUGGCCGUGCCAUGAAAGGAGCACCUUCAGAUUCGCUCUUUGCCCAAUUCUGCUUGCAUGCACUAUGGUUUGGCAACUGCAAUAUACGAGCAAUAGCUGUCCUGUGGAUUGACUUUGUGCGUGAAAUUCGUUGGUGCUGGGAGGAAUCAGAACGAUUACCGAGGAUGAAGACCACAUCUAAGAUCGACCUCUCUACUUGUCUGAUACACCAAAAGUUGCAUAUGCUUGCAAUAUGCAUUGAGAGAAAGAAAUCAUUGAGUCGUGAGAAGAGUACUGAUCAUGCACAUGAAGAUGGUAUUUCAAAUAAUGAGGCACAAAACAAGACUCGUAAAGGAUCAGCAGGUGUCGUCCCCUCGAUGAUGCUUCUGAAUACAUUUCAAGAAAUGCAUGUACCAUAUACUCAGGAUGCACUUUUGAUGACUGAAGAUAUGCAUGAAGAAAGGCUCCAUGCUGCUGAAGCUUUUGGAAAUGCUGUUGGAUUGUCUGGUCAAUUGGAACGGGAUGUAUUAUCUUCUGAUAUGUCUGCUUUUAAAGCUGCAAACCCAGAUGCUGUUUUUGAAGAUUUUAUUCGGUGGCACUCACCUGGUGACUGGGUGAGUGAGGACAAAGCAGAGGGUUAUUCAGGUUGGCCACCCAAAGGAAGGCUUUCUCAGCGUAUGUCUGAAAAUGGGAAUAUGUGGCGUAAAAUCUGGAAUGAUGCUCCUGCUUUACCUGUCUCCGAACAGAGAUCUAUGCUUGAUCCUAUUCGAGAGGGAGAAAAGGUACUUCAUUACCUUGAAACAUUAAGACCACAGCAGCUCCUCGAGCAAAUGGUCUGCACUGCCUUCAAAUCAUCAGCAGACAUACUGAACAGAACCACAUAUGGUGGAUUUAAAUUGAUGAAGACUAAAAUGGAUCAGCUACAUGCUACAUUGGCUUCAACAUUGAAGUCUGUCCAAGGUAAAUCUGACAUCAGUGACUUAUCUGGUGACUUGAAGCGGAUUUGUCAAGUUUUUGAGCACAUUGAGAAGUUACUUAUUCUCGCUGCCUCAGUGCACCGAAAACUUGCAGAUGCUCCACGUCUGGCUCAAGCAAUUUUUGCUGAUUACUUUAAUUACUAUCUACCAAAAAUGGGUACUAGCUUGGAAAGUGUUUGCUAUGAGAAGGAGUUCACUGCUAAGGAAAAGGUGGCGAUGCAUGAGAGAGAUGCUGUAUCAAACCUGUUUCCUCCGCCAACUGCUAACCAAUCAUGGAGGAAAGUUUUGAGCAUGGGAAAUCUUUUGAACGGCCAUGAACCUAUACAAAGAGAAAUUGUAUUCUCUGUCAUUGAGAGAAUAAGCAAUGGCCACUAUUCGAGCCCAACUCCAUUAAGUACAGAUGAACAGAUUGAGACACAUCGGAUGUAUAUUUCUGGGACAUCGAAUGAUCUUUGGGUUGCAUUAUCUGUGACAUCCUGGGAUUGAGCACUCCGAUGUAUAUCUAUGGGUUGAUAGGAGUAUCCAGUUGAGCCCAGAAGACUGGAUCAUGGGGUAUCAGUGAUGGUUAGUGGUGCGUCUGAUUAAGCAGUUCACACGAUGUUAUCAACAAAGGAAAGUAUCAGUUCGCCAUCCACGAAAAGUGACAGUGGGGAACUUCAUGAAAGAAGGAAGAAGUUUAAUCUCGCAGCAAUCAGAAUUCAGAAAAUUGAACCAUUUCAUGGGAGUAUACCAAGUAAACUCUUUGAUCUGUUUUCCGGUGGGGUAUGUGGGAUACACAGCUGCACUUUGGGUGGAGGGAUUUUUCUAGGAGUGAUUGAAUUGCAAUUUACACGGAUGAUAAUGUGCUAAAUGCCAGCAGAACCGUUUGUGUUGGGUCCUGUUUGCAUAUUAGGUGAAAGAAAUUGAAUUGUAAUGUACACGGAGGUGCACGAAAAGAAAUGAGUGCAAGGUCUUGCAUGCUUGCGUUGCAUGGGUGGUUUGUUCACUCAGCUUUUGUGUCAUUUUUUCUUCUAGUUUUCAGAAAGGAAACAAUUAGUGUUCGCUUGAGGUUACCCCAUGUUCUUUGGCGAAUCUAAGGUUAGCCAGGGUGAAAAUAAAAACUUAAAAAAUGAUCUUUAUGGACUCAGCUUCACAAAGUGAAGAGUUUUAGAGCUUAUGGUAUAUUUUUUCCUCAGGUAUACUGUAUAUGCAUUGUAGUGCUAGU
Messenger RNA from Oryza brachyantha (malo sina), 3495 nucleotides. Its product is annotated as rab3 GTPase-activating protein catalytic subunit. Gene Ontology annotation, molecular function: GTPase activator activity. The coding region runs from base 90 to 2777 and encodes 895 amino acids. Gene Ontology annotation, biological process: positive regulation of GTPase activity. NCBI's taxonomy places the organism in Eukaryota, Viridiplantae, Streptophyta, Magnoliopsida, Poales, Poaceae. The transcript has 21 exons. The record is from RefSeq and is a predicted model, not a curated record.